AUGAGUACUUCCGCCGUCACAUCGCACAUUCUACCGCACAAAGCUGCCGGAAAACGAUCAGAAAAUUGGAUUUGCUGCGGCGAGCUCUACACUAGGAGCAACAGGAUUGUCGGUGGCCACUCGUCCAGUUUCGGCAGCCAUCCGUGGCAGGCUGCUAUUAUCAAAUCGGGGUUUCUCAACAAGAAGCUAUCUUGUGGCGGCGCCUUGCUGAACAACCGAUGGGUUGUCACCGCGGCGCACUGUGUUGCGACGUUAGUAUCGUGACAUACUGUCGUAAGUGGUAUGAUAGAU
Molecule: messenger RNA, 291 nt
Organism: Formica exsecta
Lineage: Eukaryota; Metazoa; Arthropoda; Insecta; Hymenoptera; Formicidae
Product: serine protease 41-like
Exons: 3
Biological process (GO): proteolysis
Molecular function (GO): serine-type endopeptidase activity
Source: RefSeq, a predicted model, not a curated record